Molecule: messenger RNA, 1412 nt
Organism: Labrus bergylta (ballan wrasse)
Lineage: Eukaryota; Metazoa; Chordata; Actinopteri; Labriformes; Labridae
Product: intercellular adhesion molecule 2-like
Biological process (GO): cell-cell adhesion
Cellular component (GO): membrane
Molecular function (GO): integrin binding
Source: RefSeq, a predicted model, not a curated record
UUCUUUUACUCUCUCUGCUGGACGGUCCAGAAACACACCUUACCUCCUCAAUCUACCUGCUUUCUCUCGCGAGCUGAUCCAGCAUGCAGCCUCUCAGGACGCUCAGCCCUCUCAUGCUCAUGAUUUUACUGUGUGCCAAGAUGACGGCCCCUGUAGUCAUGACCACCCCAGAGGCAACAACACCAACACCGACUUACCCAGAAGAAUCAACAUCAGCCGCCCCCAGAGGUUGCCCUCUCGUAUUGACACCUCCCAAAAUUGUGGUGAAAUUUGGAGAUCCAGCUACAGUGAACUGCAGCACAUCAGCCCCAGAUGCUGAGGUAAUGGGCUGGGAGUCAACAGUAGGAGGCACAGGGGUUGUAAAUCCACCGGCAGUCAUCUGGAGGGUUAAAAAACUGGAAGAGUGGACCAUAGAACCUAAGUGUUUCGUCACUACAGGACAUGAGCAGUGCCUUGUGAUGCCAGAGGUCACUCUUUACAAAACUCCCGACAUGGUGUCAAUCUCUGCAAUGAAUCCUGGACCGAUGGUAGAGGGCAAAGACUUUUUCCUGACAUGUAACAUCUCCAACGUGGCUCCUGUUGGGAACCUCAUAAUACAGUGGUACAGAGGCGUCGUACAUGUGCACAAGCAAACAAUUAAUAACACCAUUGUGACCCCACUCAGUGUGUCUCCUACCCUGAGAAUCACACCUAGAAGAAGUUUUGACCGAUCAGAGUUUCAAUGCAUUGCUGAGCUUCAUCUUGGACCGUAUGGUCCACAGCCAGUCCCGAAAAUGGCCUCAUUGCCUUACAUAGCUGAUGUGCACUAUCUCCCCAUUUUCAAGGAAAGUUACAUUAUAGAGAUUACCCUGGCCCAGGGUGAAAAUAUGACUUUUAACUGCACUGCUGAGGGCAACCCUUCCCCUAAGAUGCAAUGGAAGUUCCCCUCUGCAGUGAAUGUGAGAGAGACCACUGGGGGGCGCUACAGGAAUAUCAGCAUCAUUGGAGCCACGUCUACCAAUGCUGGUGUUUACAUCUGUAAUGCCACGAAUGACAUUGGGACUGUGACAAGAUCUGUCACAGUGAUAAUGCUAAGUAAAACUAGUGCGGCGCCCUCAUGGUAUAUAUGGGUUAUUGUUAUUGUUUGUGUGGUUGUCUUGCUCAGCAUCAUCGUGGUCAUAAGCCUGAAGCUUAGGAAAUGAAUGACUUGAUGGAUAUCAGUGUGGGGACUGAUAUCUUAAGAAAACAUGUUGUUCUAUCAGCAUGGCAAAAUGACCUGUAAAUUUUGUAUUUUCUAACCUUUUUUAAAACACAAAAUGUAACUAACUAUAGAGUAAUCUAGUGAAAAUAAUCAGUGAUCAGGCGAAUCCUAACAUUUAUUUUAAUUUGUCAUUCUCUAAAGUCUAACAUACAUUUUUAUCUUUUUAAAUAAA